GUACUUCAAUAAAAAUGGGUGGCCGCAUUCGUCGGUUCUGCCCGCCCCUCCCACCACGGAUGCUGACAAGGGCGUGCUUAUAGGCACGCCGCAGGAUUGGAAGACGGACAAAUACCAGCAAAUGAUUGGGUCGGGCCAGGUGCCAGUGCGGCCAGGCGUGUUAGAGCUGAUGGAUGAAGCGAGACAGAGGGGUCUGCUGGUGGCGGUGUGUUCUGCAGCCACCAAGAGCUCAGUCGUCUUCACUCUCACUAGCCUGCUCGGGAAGGAGUGGUUUGAGAGACUGGAUUGCUUCUUGGCAGGCGACGUGAACUGUGUGUCUCCACCUCUCUUUUUCCUCCACCAUUGCUCUGCUCUCCUCACGUCCCAAAGAAGAAGCCAGAUCCCACCAUUUAAGAUUUCAGCACAGCGCCUGGGAGUGCCGCCCUCAUCGUGUCUGGUGGUGGAGGACAGUGUGAUUGGCCUGCAGGCUGCUCUCGGGGCCGGCAUGCCAUGUGUCAUGACCUACACGCCUUCCACCAAGAGCCAG
Messenger RNA from Closterium sp. Naga37s-1, 526 nucleotides. The record is from the annotation of a GenBank genome assembly. NCBI's taxonomy places the organism in Eukaryota, Viridiplantae, Streptophyta, Zygnematophyceae, Desmidiales, Closteriaceae.